Molecule: messenger RNA, 1561 nt
Organism: Danio rerio (zebrafish)
Lineage: Eukaryota; Metazoa; Chordata; Actinopteri; Cypriniformes; Danionidae
Gene: drc4
Product: dynein regulatory complex subunit 4
Biological process (GO): cell motility
Cellular component (GO): extracellular region; cilium; cytoskeleton
Molecular function (GO): microtubule binding; small GTPase binding
Source: RefSeq, marked provisional
UUUUGGUUCACCAGUCCCAUGUUGCUAGGAAACCGUUGUGAAACAAUUCAAUGCAUUUUCAUUUGUGGCGAAAAUUACGCGUUCCCAAAUAAUGCCACCAAAAAGAAAAUCGUCGCCGAAGGGCAAAACUCCAACAGUAGUGGACGGCUUGUCCACAGAGGAGAUGUCAAAAGAGCAGUUGGAGGAGCACAUAAUGCGUCUCCGAGAGGAGCUGGACAGGGAGAGAGAAGAACGCAACUAUUUCCAGCUAGAGAGGGACAAAAUUCACACUUUCUGGGAAAUUACACGACGACAUCUCGAAGAGAAUAAGUGUGAGCUGAGAAACAGAGAGCGUGAAUUGGAGGAAGUAGAGGAACGCCACCAAGUGGAAAUUAAGGUUUAUAAACAGAAGGUGAAGCACUUGCUGUACGAACAGCAGAACAUGCUGUCUGAGCUAAAGGCUGAAAGCAUCAUCAGCACCAAACUGCUGCAGGAUGAGCAUGCUGAUUUGGAGAAGGAGCAGUGGAAGGAUAUGCGCAGUUUGAAACUUGAGUUGAAACAACAAGAGCUGUCCAGUGAAAAUGUGUUAAAGAGAAUUCAUCUAAAACAUGAUGAGGAAACUACUGAUUUGAGAAAUGAUUUUGCCAGACAAGUACAAGAAAUUGGGUCCAAAUAUGAGAAAAGGAUGCAGAAACUGCGUCAGGAGGAAGAACUGAGACGCAAGACAGAGAUUCAUGAGAUUGAGGAGCGGAAGAACACCCACAUUAACAUGCUGAUGAAGAACCAUGAAAAAGCUUUCAGAGACAUCAGAAACUACUUCAGUGACAUAGUCUACAAGAAUCUGGACCUUAUCACUUCACUCAAGGAAGAGUUAAAGGAAAUGAAAAAGAACGAGGAGAAGAGAAAUAAAGAGAUGGCGGAAGUACUUGAGCAGAAUAAGGAGCUUAAAGAGUCUUCACAGAAGGCAAAAGAACAAGUUGCUGAGCUUCAGAAACAGCUUGCCAAUUAUGAGAAGGACAAGAGCAUUUUAACUCGGUCAAGAGCUCGUCUCAAAAUGUCUGACAGAGAAAUGAAAGAGCUUAAGUGGGAGCUUGAAGUGUUGGAGCAGAGAUUUUCUAAGGUUCAACUGGAGCGGGACGAAUUGUACAUGAAGUUCACUAAAGCCAUUCUAGAGGUUCAACAGAAGAGUGGUUUUAAAAACUUGCUGCUUGAGUGCAAAUUGAACACACUCAAUGACACGCUUGAGAAGAAGGAAGCCCAGCUCAGUGAGGUGCUGUCUGCUUCCAACCUGGACCCCACCACCCUCAGUGUGGUCACCCAUAAAUUGGAGGAAGUUUUGGAGUCCAAAAACCAUACUAUUAAAGACUUACAGUAUGAAGUUGCACGAGUUUGCAAGGCCCAUAAUGACUUGCUAAAGACUUCUGAAGCAAAGCUGCGAGCAUUUGGUAUUCCUGUGGAAGAGCUCUGCUUCGAGCCACUUAAAAGCAAUGGACAGAGUGUUGGCCAGGGCCCUGCUAUGUUUGUUUCUUCUUCAAAUUAGCAUUUUGAAAAAAAAAAUAAUAAUAAUAAACAAAUAAUCAAA